Molecule: messenger RNA, 249 nt
Organism: Perkinsus marinus ATCC 50983
Lineage: Eukaryota; Perkinsozoa; Perkinsida; Perkinsidae
Exons: 3
Coding region: 1-249 (82 amino acids)
Source: RefSeq, a predicted model, not a curated record
AUGGACCUUUUUCAACGAUUCGAUAGGCGCGCUGAGGGCUUCAAUCUGCAAAUUCUGGGUAUCCUGGAGAAGCAUAGUGGUGGCAUACUGGAUCUCCGUUCCACUCUGGAUCUACUUCGUGCGAAUGAGCUGACUGUGAGCGCUAUCAUAUGUCCGUCCGAGCUGCAGACUCUGUUGGAAGGGACUAAAUUAGUUGUAGGAACUAAGGCCCUUAGUUCCUACAAGAACGUCAUCAAAAGUCUGUGCUAA